Teleopsis dalmanni is the source of this 2151-nucleotide messenger RNA. RefSeq names its product trichohyalin-like. The coding region runs from base 1 to 1992 and encodes 663 amino acids. NCBI's taxonomy places the organism in Eukaryota, Metazoa, Arthropoda, Insecta, Diptera, Diopsidae. The record is from RefSeq and is a predicted model, not a curated record. The transcript has 3 exons.
AUGGAAUCACAAAACUCUUUGCUAUUCUCAUCUUUGGAAGAAGUGUUGGCGCCAACAGUGGUGCCUGCCGCUCGAAGGUGGAAUUGCAAAUAUGUAGAUUCAUUUCAAACUCAUUUAAAUAUGACAAUGUUUGUGCAUUUGCUUAAAAUCCAACGCAGAGUAAGUGGAGGCGAAAUAUUUCGAAAUAAUAACGCACGAAAAAAUCUCUCUCGAUUGUUAAACGAAAGAGUAAGAGUAGAGUAUGCUUAUAAUUUAAGGCAAAAAACAUCACACAUUAAUGACAAUCGAGAGGACUCCCGAUAUACUGACGGCUCUUAUCAAUUUACCAGAGAAGCAAAUUCCGAUCGAGAAUUAUCUGUGCGUACUGAGGAGCGCGAUAACCGAAACAGAUUAACUGAAUACGAAAAUAAAAUGCAGGAGCAAUCACGUCGUAAUAAUAACCGAGAAGAAUCUCGACGUACUGAUGAACGCGAUAAUGAACUUCAAAUAACUGAACUAGAGGACUUAAGACAAGAGCAAUCACGUGGUAAUGAUGUUCGAGAAAAAUCUCGACGUACUGACGAACGCGAUAAUCAACUCCGAAUAACUGAACGAGAGGACUCAAGGCAAGAGAAAUCACGUCGUAAUGAUGAUCGAGAAUCUCGACGUACUGAUGAACGCGAUAAUCAACUCCGAAUAACUGAACGAGAGGACUUAAGGCGAGAGCAAUCACGUCGUAAUGAUGAUCGAGAAGAAACUCGACGUACUGAUGAACGCGACAACCUCCGUAGAUUAACUGAACGAGAGGAUUUAAAGCGAGAGCAAUCACAUCGUAAUGAUGAUCGAGAAGAAUCUCGACGUACUGAUGAACGCGACAACCUCCGUAGAUUAACUGAACGAGAGGAUUUAAGGCGAGAGCAAUCACGUCGUAAUAAUGACCGAGAAGAAUCUCGACGUACUGAUGAACGCGACAAUCUGCGCCGAUUAACUGAACGAGAGGAUUUAAGACGAGAGCAAUCACGUCGUAAUGAUGAUCGAGAAGAAUCUCGACGUACUGAUGAACGCGAUAAUCAACUUCGAAUAACUGAACGAGAGGAUUUAAGGCGAGAGCAAUCUCUUCGUAAUGAUGACCGAGAAGAGUCUCGAUGUGCUGAUGAACGCGACAAUCUGCGCCGAUUAACUGAACGAGAGGAUUUAAGGCGAGAGCAAUCACGUCGUAAUGAUGACCGAGAAGAAUCUCGACGUACUGAUGAACGCGACAACCUCCGUAGAUUAACUAAACGAGAGGAUUUAAAGCGAGAGCAAUCACGUCGUAAUGUUGACCGAGAAGAAUCUCGACGAACUGAUGAAUGCGAUAAUCAACUCCGAAUAACUGAACGAGAGGACUUAAGGCGAGAGCAAUCACGUCGUAAUGAUGACCGAGAAGAAUCUCGACGUACUGAUGAACGCGACAACCUCCGUAGAUUAACUGAACGAGAGGAUUUAAGGCGAGAGCAAUUACGUCGUAAUGAUGAGCGAGAAGAAUCUCGACGUACUGAUGAACGCGACAAUCUGCGCCGAUUAACUGAACGACAGAACUCACGUUCGGAGCAAUCAUUUCGUUAUAACGGAGAAGUAUCUCGACGUAUUGACGAAAGCGACAACCUACGUCGAUUAACUGAACGAGAAAGUUUACGACAGGUGCAGUUACGUCUGAAUGAUAAACGUAGUGGUCAAUACGACAACUUACGCCGAUUUAUGGAACGCGAUGACUCAAGACAAAAAUCACGUGACAAGGAUAAUGUAGGGCAAUCCCGACGUUUCUUACAAUCUGAUGUUGAAUAUAGAGGCAAUAGCGCUACUCAACAAACCUACGAGGAAGUUUCUAUCAACACAUUUAAGAAUAUUAAGCGAAAUUACAUACUCCAGAGCUUAUUUUUGGCUAUUAUCAUAAUGAAACUUUUAUCUGAUAAUCUCAAAACUAAGCUUUAUAUUAAUAAAUUCAAUCAGGCUGUGAAAUUAGUUGGAUUUUAAUGGAUAAUCUCUUUGCGGAAUGAAUCGUCUUGUAUUGUAUAUAAAAUAACACUGAAGACAAGAAAAUAAUAUGAUAUACCCAUGAGCAACACGUUUAACAAAGAUUAUAUAUGUAUAUAUAAAUAUAUUAAAAUGUUAUUUGAAAAAUAUGUUAAAUAA